Cornus florida is the source of this 2484-nucleotide messenger RNA. RefSeq lists its product as uncharacterized. Lineage: Eukaryota; Viridiplantae; Streptophyta; Magnoliopsida; Cornales; Cornaceae. The record is from RefSeq and is a predicted model, not a curated record. The coding region runs from base 135 to 2237 and encodes 700 amino acids. The transcript has 2 exons.
AAAUGAAGAAUGUGUUUCUCGGACACUGAACCCUUUUCCCUUUUCCUCUUCUCUUCUACUACAACUAUUCCAUUCCUCUCUCAUUAUUCCUUCACUUUCUCUCUCUAGUUUCUGCAUUUUUCUCUCUCUAAAAAAUGGGUACUUGCUUGAGCAAGAAAACUACUUCUCCUCCUCCUCCUCCUCCUAGAGCACUUCCAUGCCCACCAGAUCAAACCAAACUGAGUACCGAAGUAGCGAAGAACACGACAGAGGAAGAAACUACGAAGAAGGAAGUACUAGUCAUAAAGCACAGAAAGAGCCAUGACAUUGAUAGGCACUCUGAAGAAGAGAAAAAGGGUAGAGAAGACCAGAAGGUCGCCUCUACUACGACCACCACCACCACGACCACAGCCACUACUAGUACUACUACAUCUGAAGCAGGUAAUAUCUGUAAUGGUGGAUUUAGUAAUGGUGGCAGCGUAGUGGUGAGGACAUCAAGCUGCACCAAAGAAGAGGUUGAUGCCAUUCUGAUCCAGUGUGGACGGCUUAGCCGGAGCUCUUCAUCCAAGAAGGCCGGUGGGUCAUCUGACAACACGGGCAAUCCCCACCGCGGCCUUAAGUACUCUGGUUCAAAGAGGAGUUAUGACUUUGACAAUGAGACUGCGAAAGGCAAUGGUACUUAUGAUGACAAUGUUGUUGAUGAGACUGCUGCAGGGGAGAGAAUCAACCGGCAGCGUCAGCGCCAAUCUAGGGGUUCUCCUUCGCCGUCCCAUAGGAGGAGGAGGACACCUAGCAGAGAAAGAGACCAACAACCGCAGCAGCAGCGUUCGGGCAGCAGGGAGAGAGGCAACAGUGGUGGUGGGAGAAGGGUGAGCCGGUCCCCGGGUAGAAGAAAUGGUACUAAUGGUGUUGCUGAUUCUACACCAUCAUCUGCCAAUGGUGGUGAUAGUUGUAGACCUGGAAAGAUAGUCUCCGUCCCUGCUACAGUUUCUUCGUUGGCAAUGGAUAAGAGCAACAAUGGUGGUGGUGCAGAACCUCUGUCUGCUGCUGCAAAGAAAAGGAUCUCGGUGAAGAGAAACACAGCUCGCUCUUGCUCCCCUGCAAGGGCAAAUGUUAGAGCUUCUAAUGAAAACCAGGAUGCCCACUCCAACCAACACAAGCAACAGCCAUUGUCCCUCAGCCGCAGCAAUUCAAGGAAAGCUGAUCAAUCUCCUUACAGAAGAAACCCCUUGAGUGAGAUCGAUACAAAUAUAACCGGAUCGGAACAAAUGACCCUGCCCAACAACAACAUUCUGCCUCAGCAGGCUGCAAUGCACAAGCCAAACAUUGAGAAUGCAAGUAACAAGAAAGUAGUAGUGCAAGGGAGUGAGAACAAAACCAGUCAAAAAGGUGCCGCGGACAAGAUUGUUACUGUGAAUUUGAGAGGAAAGGAGCAGCAGCUGGUUGUGGAAGAGGCUAAAGGAUUGCAAUCAAUGGCCAGGGAUAUUACAGUGACUGCAAUUGCAUCAGGAGAUGAUAGCCUUAAACCCCAAACCUUAGUAAGAAGCAGAUCAUCUAGGCGAUCCCGAGACCUUGACCUCAAUCCUGAGACACUACUGAAUCCAAAUACCAAUCCCAAUCCCAAUCCCAAUCCCAAUCCGACCUAUGCUGCAUUAUUGCUUGAAGACAUCCAAAACUUCCACCAAAAGAACACCAACGCAGUUUCUCUCCCACCUUGUGUUACCAAGGCCUGUUCCAUCCUCGAAGCAGUUGCUGACCUCAACUCUUCUACAAGCUCCAAUCUGUCCUGCACUGAAGAGAGAAGAAGAAGAAGCCCCACAAGUGAGCAGCUUAACAAGAACACUGACAAUUUUUCUUUAGGAGCCAAUCCUGUUGGGAAGAAGAGAAUAGACCCUUUUGUAGAGUCUGAAGUGGUCGUUGCUGAUGAUCUGAUUGAGCCGAGUCUUCACAAGUAUGUAACCACUAGGGGUGGUACAGUGGAAGUGGAGAACAUGGAGGAGCAAGAAUCCUCAGGGAGCAACAGCUUUGUGAGUGGUCAACUGCACUGGGUUUCUUCCACUUCAUGGGAACCAAAUUCAGCUGAUUCAACAGAUUGCUGGACAUCUUCGAGGUCCGGUUCUAGAGAUGAUCGGAUUCCACUGAGCUUUCAGAGGCAUGCUUUAUCUGAGCCAGGAGGCUGUAAUAUAGAUGAUGCCAAAAGAAGACUGAUUGGAAAGAAAAGGGAAGCGCAUCAGCAGAUAGGACUAGCGCAUUGCUGAGUUGGUUUUAGAAGAGGUCUUCACACGCUACCUGCUGCUGUAGCUGCUUCAGCUUAUGGAUUGAUCUUUUCAGUUGUAACUUUUCAUUCAGAAAAGAUUGUUUUUUGUGGUUGCAUACUUUGCAACCUUUUAUGAAGUUUUACUGUUAACAGCCGUUUGGUUCACCCCAGUUCUUUUAUCUCUUGGUAUUGAUUGAACAUAUUGCAUAAUCUCAUUUCAAAUACACAUUAGUCAACAUUCCUAAACU